CCAGCAGCCUGACCUGGCAGUCGACGGCAUUCCCUCCAGCUCGUACUCACUGCUCUUCCAACAUGACUUCCCGUCUUGGACGACGCAUUUUCGCGCAGGCUGUCCGCCCGAGCGUGCGCGCGACCGGCCGCACCACGGGCGCGGGCAGGCGGUGCAUGAGCAGCACCGCGGACGCUGCGAAGAGCAGCGACAUGCCUUGGAUUAUCGGCUCUGCUGUCGUGUUUGGCCCCGCUGCCGUCUGGUUGCUCACAUCGCAGUCAGACAAGAAGACGCUUGACGUCGCAUUCAGUCAGGCGGAUCGUGGCGCGCACAGUCUCGGAGAUAGCAAAAAGGAUGCUGAGAACACGCCGGAGUCUUCGGGAGAGGAUGCAAGCGCCGAACCGAAAGAGGCGGAGGAGACUGAAAACACGCAGGAAUCCAGCGAUAAGGGCGCCGUCACUGAUUCUGAGGGAGAGACCGUCUCUGGCAAGGAGGUCAAUGAGUCGAUGCAGCAGAGUUUCAACGAGGACUCGCCCCCAGAUGCUCAGGCUGCUGAAGAGAAGGAAGCGAAGGACGGCAAGUGGACCGAAGGCGCCCCCGGCCAGAGCUCCGAGGCUGAGACGAAGCCAGACCAGAAAGAAAAGCCAACCGAGAAGAAGGGCGAAGCACCGUCAGACCUGGGUGAUGCUCGCAAGACGGCCAAGGGUGGCGAGGCGCCGAAGGAGUCGGGCGCGUCGAAGUGAUGUGACCUUGUUAUUCGUAGAUGUUAUUCGUAACAUUAGUACACCUACAAUGCGCAUAUGGACGUUCUCUGUAA
This is a messenger RNA of Fomitopsis serialis, 796 nucleotides long. RefSeq lists its product as uncharacterized. The record is from RefSeq and is a predicted model, not a curated record. The coding region runs from base 63 to 722 and encodes 219 amino acids. Lineage: Eukaryota; Fungi; Basidiomycota; Agaricomycetes; Polyporales; Fomitopsidaceae. The transcript has 6 exons.